Gongylonema pulchrum is the source of this 351-nucleotide messenger RNA. The record is from the annotation of a GenBank genome assembly. Lineage: Eukaryota; Metazoa; Nematoda; Chromadorea; Rhabditida; Gongylonematidae.
AUGCGACUUCCAGAAAAAGCAUUCGAUAAGAAUGAGCAGCUCACGGGCUCACCCGGCUACGUUCCGGAAACUCUCGGUAAAGCAACGUCGACAAUCCGCAGCAGCUUUAAUCCAACCAAUGGCCUCGGGCUAGUUUCAAUGCAGACACUGAAAAAGGAAGGGCGAAAAUUCUCUAUUUAUACCAAGCAAUGCAAAUUUCACCGCAUCAGACGUGCAAAUGUUCAGCUUUUGCUGCCCGAAUAUGCGAGAUUGUUCGGGAAAUUUAGUGUAACUUGCUUGCAUAAAAACAUUGCAUAUUUAGAAAGCAACGAGCUGGACAUGUGCAUAACUGUUGCGGUGAAACUUGCGUAG